Messenger RNA from Haliotis rufescens (red abalone), 2665 nucleotides. Its product is annotated as 15-hydroxyprostaglandin dehydrogenase [NAD(+)]-like. The transcript is spliced from 8 exons. The coding region runs from base 107 to 877 and encodes 256 amino acids. The record is from RefSeq and is a predicted model, not a curated record. Gene Ontology annotation, molecular function: oxidoreductase activity, acting on the CH-OH group of donors, NAD or NADP as acceptor. Gene Ontology annotation, cellular component: cytoplasm. Lineage: Eukaryota; Metazoa; Mollusca; Gastropoda; Lepetellida; Haliotidae.
CGAAGUUGAAAGUUGAAAGUUCUAUAUCUCGGGGUCGUUGACUCUGAGCAAAUCCGAGACUUGCGAUUGACGAUUGCAGCGGGCAACGCGCAUUCCUGUCGUCGACAUGCAGCUGAAAGAUAAGGUCGUGUUCAUCACUGGAGGUGCACAGGGGUUCGGGAAGGCCGUGGCUGAAGCUGUGCUGAAGAAGGGUGCAAAGGUUUGUGUCGCUGAUGUCAAAGUGGACCAAGGGGAGGCAACUGCCAAGGAACUACAAGCGUCCAGUGGAGCAGACAAUGUCCUCUUUGUGAAAUGUGACGUGUCUGAUGCUUCUGUUUUUGAAGAUGCUUUCAAAGCUGCCGUCUCCAAAUUUGGUCACGUUGAUGUCAUGUGCAACAAUGCGGGCAUCUUGGAUGAACGAAUAUGGGAAAAACAGCUCGAAAUCAACAUCGGUGGCGUUGUGCGGGGGACCAUGAUGGCGCUGAAUCACAUGAGGAAGGAUAAAGGGGGUAGAGGCGGUGUCAUCAUCAAUACCGCUUCAACUGCAGGCUUGCUCCCCUCCUUCUGGUUCCCUGCAUAUGCAGCCAGUAAGAGUGCCGUUUACCAUUUCACGGCGAGUUGGGCAAAAAACCCUGAUAUGAAGUCAGCUGAUGUUCGAAUGAUUAGUAUCUGCCCGUCGGGAGCUAAGACGGCUCUUCUGGAUAUGGCUGAAGAAAAGAUUAUAAACUACGAAAAUUUCAAGCAGUUUAUGGAACGUUCUAAAUAUUGCAGGGUAGACCAGGUGGUGGAGGCAUUCCUGCUGGCAAUGGAGGACGACACCAUCCACGGCACAGCCAUCACCAUCAAAAGUAAAGAAGGUGUAGAAAAGAUGAAGAUGUCGCUGGUCCCCGCGGAGUAAUACCAAAAUAUAUAUACCCCCAAAAUUGACCCAAGAAAAUAGCCAACAUACAAACAUUAAAAAUGCCCCUUUGUAGAUAUAUUAUUCGAAAGGUAGCACACAAGCUUUUCUUAUAAUUUUUCGGAAUCCGGUAAGAAUAAAUAAAUAAUAAUAUCACUGUAGUCAACAGUUUAAAACAUGAAAGGAAAAGGCCACUUAAAAGUCAGCGAUUUUAUAUUUAGAUAUUUUGUACAUAUAUCCCGCGGACUAAAAACUAACACUAAAUUGUGUCGAUUUGAUAAGGUAUGGUGUCAUCAAGAGAAGAUACAUGCUAUUACAUUAAAGUCAGACAAGUUCAGAGCAGUAGAUGUUUAGAGUGUUCUUAAUUAAUUUUGUGAGAAUUUAAGAGCAAAUCAAGAAUAAAACGUAAAAUGUCUGAAAAAAGGAAUAUAAACGCUUUCAUUAUAGUAUGAACCUUCGUAGAGUGUGGGCCAAACUGUAUCAACGUCGGAGCUUCAUAUACAAUGUUUGGCCCUCACUCCUUCAAUGCUCAGACUCCAAUAAACCCACACAUUGUGAAAGUCAAUUUUUAAAUGAACUUUGGUAUGUGUUUAGUUAGCUGUGAUACCCUCAAAGCGUUUAUAUUCCUUUUUUCAGGUUUGCUCUUUAUUUGCUUUUAUAUAACUAUUUUAAACCUCGGAGGUUGUAGGUCUAUUCACAAUUCUAUUUUGUACGUCUGACUUCUUGUUUACACUAACACUAACACUAACACAAAGUAUACAACAACCGUUAUCGCUAAAUAAAGUAGUUCCUCAAAAUGAGAGGUGACAUGAGCGAAUGUUUACUCACAGUGACAACUUUUGUCGUUUGUUUAGAGUAAAUAUACUCAAAUAAUAUCAUUAUUAGAUGAGAAAGGAUUAUUUAGAACUACCUCAGUUAAUCAGUCAUAGUGAUAGUUCGUCGUAAUACACUUGCAUUAAGUUCAAGACAUCUAAAUGGCCCACGUGAUAAACGUGACGGGAGAGAUUUCCGAAAGUGUAUAAUGAACCUGUGGAAAAUGGAAGUCAUCAUUGAUCAAUUGACCGACCAUUGAAAGGUGAGUGUAAAGAUAUGUCCAACAGAUACUAAGGUGAAUUCAUAGAUUCCUGCAGACUGCCACUAGAGACUGUAGACUAGAGUUCAAGUAAAAUGACUGAAAAAAUCCUUUUGCGUACACCACUACAUUUGUAAAAAUGUCCCGCGCACUACAUUGCUGAUUACCGAAUACCCUCUCAGUAGAUCCUGAAUCGAAAAAACCCACCAAAAACAAAACAAAAAGUGGUAGCAAAACUAGACUUAAAGCUGAGAAUUUUCUGUAUGCACAGUAUCUCUGAGCACGGAAAUUAAUUGAGUCCUCAUUUUGAAAAAAAGAAGACUAUUAGUACAUUAUAUACGCCUUUUGUUUAUGAAAACAGGAUAGAUGACAUAAAUGAAAAUGUCUUAGUCAUGAAAAAUUAAAAAUAAUUUUUUUUAUCAAGUACAUGCAUUUGCCUCGGGAAUGAUUAUACGAUAUAUGUCAAUGUGACAAAAAGUAUUUGUGUUUUUACAUUCGGUGGGGAGGGAAGCUUUCGAAAGGAUGGGGUUGGGGUGGUUUGUUCUGUCUUAAUCUGGGAUACAUUAUUGUUCGACAAAUAAAAUAAAUUGUUUAGGUUAGAAAAAUGUGAAUUUGGUGUACAUUUUGAGAGAAAUUAUAAUGUGACUGGUAUUUUUAGUGUGAUAUUGUCAGUUUUAGUUCAUUUAUUUGUUGUAACAUAAAUUGAUUUUAUUCUU